GUUUUCUCCCUCUCCCCUCUUUCCCAUAUCUACAGUAUAUACACACUUAUCACACACACACUCUUUAUGAGACUGUGGUUCUCUCAGGGAACAGAGCAGAGGAGCAGGACGUUUGCCGUGAGAAAGAAGAAGCGGCACUGCGGUGUCAGCAGAGCCAAAGAAGAUGGCAUUGAGGACACAGUGUUGCCAUAGACCACCAAGAAUCAGCAACUAAAACAAGAAGCUUUUCAACAGCCAUCACAGAUAUUUCAACAGCCCAGCAUAGUGCGGAUUUACAAUUCUCAUUAGCAGCAUUUGUCAAGCAAGAGACAAAUAUCAUCCAUCCAACUUCUUGCAGAACAUCUCUUUCUGAAAAAAGCUGGAAUAGAGCAUUGAAAGCUAUUGUUUGUAGGGAACAGAAAUCACUCAAAGAAAUUGGCAACGAAAGCAUAAAGAAUAUUGGAAGAAAAACAGGGGUAAACAGGGAUCACAUGAGACAUGUCAUUCAGUGCACAUGCACUCUACAUGAACAUGUUUAACACACUUUCAUGUGAGUUUAAGGCUUGUAAUUCUUCCUCUCAUCAAUUCUUAAUCUUUAAAAAAAUUGUAACAAUGGUUCACGUGAAGUUCCAGGGAUGACAUUAUCACAUUGUCUCGGGUGAAGAUCUGGCAAUAAUGUUGUCAAACGUGAUGCUGGGUGUCCUCCUGUCCUUUCUAAUCCUCCUGACUGUCAGUGGUAAUGUGCUGGUGUGCCUCGCUGUCUGCGCCUCCCGACGCCUCCGCUGUCUCACUAACUGCUUCAUCGUGUCACUGGCCGUCACAGACCUGCUACUUGGCCUCCUGGUCCUUCCUUUCUCCGCCCUCCUUCUGCUUAACAGUGAGUGGCCGCUUGGCCCGGUCUUCUGCAACUUCUACAUCUCCAUGGAUGUCAUGCUCUGCACUGCCUCCAUCCUCACCCUCCUUGUAAUCAGUGUGGACCGCUACCUGGCAGUGACCAUGCCUCUGAGAUAUGCAUCACUAGUGUUGCCAUGGAGAGUUGCUGUUGCGAUGACCGCUGUUUGGACGGUUUCAAUUGCCGUGUCUUUCUUGCCCAUCCAGAUGGGCUGGAACACUGUUAAUGGGACUGUGCAAAACCAUGGGCCCUGGGCUCAGGAGCGGAAAUGUCGUUUUGAACUGAACAGACCCUAUGUACUGACCGACUCUCUCCUCACCUUCUACCUGCCUCUGGUGGCCAUGUGCUGGACGUACCUACGAAUACUUCGCAUUGCACAGGCGCAGGCCAAACGCAUAGGCAGUGCCAGACCCACUUAUUUAACUUACAACUGCAGGAACAGUCCCUCCACCUGCACCACGUUGGUUUCCAGUGUUGCAGCUGUGGCUCUGCGGGAGCAUAAAGCCACAGUGACUCUGGCAGUAGUGAUCGGAGCUUUUGUGGUGUGCUGGCUGCCGUAUUUCAUCAUGUUCACAGUGUUGGGCCUAAAAGAGCAUCCAGACCCCAGCACAGUACCAGAAUUUCCCAUUGUGUUGUGGCUGGGUUAUGCCAACUCAGCACUCAAUCCACUACUCUAUGGAGCCCUAAACAGAGACUUCAGGUCAGCCUACACCCAUCUACUAAGAUGUCGAUGGCCGUCUUACAGUGGGAGGAGAAGGAGACAGCAGUCUUCAACAGGACCAAAAGGCAGAGACCCGCUUACAGAGGUGACACUGUUGUGUGGCCACACAGAUUUUACCUGCAGGGCUGGUGUUACAGAUCAAAACUUUGUGCUUCAAGAAUUUAACAACAGCACAGACGCAGCAACUAUCCAAAAUGGAAAUGACACGGCUGUCACUGAUGUCCAUACAGAUGAUUUAAAUGAUCAGCCUAAGGAUGACGAGAACAAAAGGAACCUCCAAGAUUAACAGCCCAACUGCUAAAGGCUUCAGCGUCAACCACAGUACAGUAUGCAGAACUAACAACACUGUGAGAAAAAUGGGACUUCCGAUACUCUACACCUCAUCAGAGAGAACCAACUGUACUCACACAGCCAGCCUACAUCACAUGUGGACCGAUGAUUGAUGCUGCUUCUUUGAGGAGGGAACUAAACGUCUACUAGUCUAACAACUUUUCUAUCCAACCAUUGGACAGAGAAAUGUGUGGCUCAGAUAAGCCCUUGAACUUGCUGUAGAUGCUCUGAAGGACUAAAUGAAACCAUACGAUAAACUUGCCUGUCAUCCAUUUCAUGAACUACAUUUUUUAUGAUGACUCAGAAGUGGACUCCUGGGAAAACAGGAUGUAUUCAAACCUCUACCUGGGCAAAGUUAGUAGUAAUCUGAAUUUUCACAAAAUAAGAGAAUUCAAGGACAAUAUUAAUAUAAAGACUUAAUGCACUGAUCACUUUAUGUAGAACAACUUGAAAUGUUUGACAUUUGAAUGUAACGCAUGCAAACUAAUAAUAUAUGGCCAUUUCAAAAAAAUGCUUCUGUCUCCAGAUUGUGUCUUUUACAUUGCUCAUUCAGUGCCAUAAACCUGACAAAUGUAUGUAUCGUAUCACACUGUAAAUUAAACAGAGAAAAUGCCGUGUACUGUUCCUCCACAACAGAAAAAUUAUGAUAACACUGUACCAAUAAAGAGCUGCUUUAAUAAAGAAUGUAAUAUAUA
Messenger RNA from Labrus bergylta (ballan wrasse), 2617 nucleotides. RefSeq names its product histamine receptor H2a (gene hrh2a). The record is from RefSeq and is a predicted model, not a curated record. NCBI's taxonomy places the organism in Eukaryota, Metazoa, Chordata, Actinopteri, Labriformes, Labridae. Gene Ontology annotation, cellular component: plasma membrane; dendrite. Gene Ontology annotation, biological process: chemical synaptic transmission; G protein-coupled receptor signaling pathway, coupled to cyclic nucleotide second messenger. Gene Ontology annotation, molecular function: G protein-coupled serotonin receptor activity; neurotransmitter receptor activity.